This is a messenger RNA of Anopheles bellator, 562 nucleotides long. RefSeq lists its product as uncharacterized. The record is from RefSeq and is a predicted model, not a curated record. The transcript is spliced from 4 exons. The coding region runs from base 31 to 561 and encodes 176 amino acids. Lineage: Eukaryota; Metazoa; Arthropoda; Insecta; Diptera; Culicidae.
GUGGACAUCAUCCGGACAUCCCGACCCACAAUGGCCACCAACUUGAUCGCCCUAGCGGUUACCGUCCUACUGUCCGGCUUGGCGAAGGCAGAGUUCGUGGUGCAGUUCGGUGACUCGAUGAAGCCCUGCUCCGACGGACAGGGCGGACUCUUGCUCGAUCUGUCCGAACUGCAGGUGAUCCCGAACGAGAACGACAGUAUGCUGAUGGACGGGAAGGUCCGGCUGAGCAAAGCCCUCGAGAGUCCCAUCGAGCUCAACAUCUACACGAAGCGGCUGGAGCAAGGCGAAUGGAACGAUGCCGUCCUUGGGCGCAAGGUUAUCGAUCUGUGCCCGCUGCUGCAGGUCGCUACCGAGCCGUGGUUCGUCAUCACCAGCGCCAUGGCCCAGAAGGAGUGUCCGUUUCCGGAAGGACACGAGGAAUCGUUUUCCAUGCUCGAGGUCGGCGACUUUGGGUUCGAAAUCCCGCCGGAUUUUGUCGGCGACUGGAAAGCGUUCUUCGAAGUCACCUCCAAGGGUACCAUGUCCUGCAUGAUGGCGGAGUUCAGCAUCGUCGAAGUCUAGA